AUGUCAGCAGCGUCUGUUGAAUUUGAACUCACUGAUCUCAUAGACUUUGCAGUAAACCAAGGCAAUGGGGUCAAGGGUCUAUCCAACUUAGGCAUAAAAACCAUCCCUCAGAAAUACAUCUUACCCCCUGAAGAUAGACUAAAUCAGAACCAGAUAGCGCAAGAUGAAUCAAUAGCUGUCAUUGAUGUAUCUAACUGGGAUGAUCCAAAAAUUGCAGCCUCAAUCUGUGAGGCUGCAGCCAAAAGGGGUUGCUUUCAAAUUAUCAAUCAUGGCAUCCCACUUGAGGUUCUUGAAAAUGUAAAGGAAGCUAGGCACAAGUUCUUUGAGUUGCCAGAUGAGGAAAGGAGGAAGUAUUUGAAGGAAAAUUCACCUACUCCCACUGUGCAGUUGAAAACUAGCUUUAGUCCUCUUGCAGAAAAGGUUUUGGAGUGGAAAGAUUAUCUUACGCAUUUGUAUAUUCCAGAUGAUGAGAGUUCAAAAUUAUGGCCUUCUGUGUCCAAAGAUCAAGUAUUGGAGUACAUUAAGUGGGCUAAACCAAUAAUUAGAAAGCUACUUGAGCUGCUUCUAAAGGGACUUAAUGUCAAGAAAAUUGAUGAAACAAUAGAAUCUCAACUCAUGGGUUCCCUCUAUGUCAACCUGGUUUACUAUCCCGUUUGUCCAAACCCUGAGCUUGCUUCUGGAGCUGGUCGACAUUCUGAUAUCUCCGCCAUCACUAUCCUCCUUCAAGAUGAUGUUGGUGGCCUUUUCGUGCAAGGAACAAAAGCUGAUCAGUGGAUCCAUGUAACACCAGUUAAAGGGGCACUGGUAAUCAACAUAGGUGAUGUACUACAAAUUGUGAGCAAUGAUCGUUAUAAGAGCGUUGAACAUCAAGUCACUGUUAAUGGAAGGAGAAACAGGGUUUCAGUGCCUAUAUUUGUUGACCCUGCAGCUGACACAGUUGUUGGUCCAUUUCCAGAAGCCCUGGAGACUCUUAUCGUAACACCAUCUGCGGCAGCAGGACUCAUUUGCCAUAACAUUUGGUGCAAUGCUCGACUUGGUGGAUAUGGCAAUUCUUGCACGGAAAGUUACUCAUUAUGCAAUUCUAAGCGAGAUCGAAAGUACCGCUCCAAAGGGAAACCAGUAAGAAGGGGGGAUAGAGGUAAGAGUGGAGAGAAGACAUGUCCGUACAAGCAGAGAGACAGCAAAAUCAGAAGCAGCAGCUGUGGGGCACCUGACGAAUUGGUAUGA
Messenger RNA from Coffea arabica (coffee), 1227 nucleotides. Its product is annotated as bi-functional coumaroyl CoA and feruloyl CoA ortho-hydroxylase F6H2-1-1-like. The record is from RefSeq and is a predicted model, not a curated record. Lineage: Eukaryota; Viridiplantae; Streptophyta; Magnoliopsida; Gentianales; Rubiaceae.